Messenger RNA from Malassezia japonica, 630 nucleotides. RefSeq lists its product as uncharacterized. NCBI's taxonomy places the organism in Eukaryota, Fungi, Basidiomycota, Malasseziomycetes, Malasseziales, Malasseziaceae. The transcript has a single exon. The record is from RefSeq and is a predicted model, not a curated record. The coding region runs from base 1 to 630 and encodes 209 amino acids.
AUGAAGGCGUCGCUGGGGCUGCGCGCGCUCGCCGCGCCGCGCGCCUCGGCACCAGCGAGUGAGGGGUGCGUGCUGCUGCGCAAUUUGCCGCGGACGUGUUUUCCGGAUGACCUGCGGCGGCUGCGUCCCGAAGGAAGCGGGGCGCGCGUCGACUUUUUGCGCACGGCUUCCUUGGACUGCACAGGCGAAGCGCUCGUGACGCUCGACGCGUGUCGCGACAGGCAGGACUAUGCGAGAGGCGUGGCAGGUGCGAGCAUCGGUGGCCAACAAAUCGAGGCGGAGCCGCUGAGCCUCGCUGACGCACUCAAGAAGAUGCGGUCCAAGUACGCCUCGUUCUCUGCCGAGACGCAAGCGGCCCUCGACAUUGUUGCUGCCGAGCCGUUUCGGUGCGUCAUCCUACGCAAUAUACCCCCGUUGACGACGGCCGCGAAACUCGAGCGCAAGCUGCGGCGUAGCUACGACUUGUUCGGCGAGGAAGGCGCGAUGGCUGCGCUCGAAGUGGAAGAUUUGCGCCCGAUUGGCAACGCGCCGAGCGGCGUCAGGAUACCAUCCGCACUGCUUGCGCGUGAGUGCACAUGCGUGGGCGCAGUGCACAAGCUACCUUUGGGGUACGUCGCGCGACUAACAUAG